Messenger RNA from Ctenocephalides felis (cat flea), 1123 nucleotides. RefSeq names its product flocculation protein FLO11-like. The record is from RefSeq and is a predicted model, not a curated record. Gene Ontology annotation, biological process: neuromuscular synaptic transmission. NCBI's taxonomy places the organism in Eukaryota, Metazoa, Arthropoda, Insecta, Siphonaptera, Pulicidae. The annotation marks the transcript as partial. Gene Ontology annotation, molecular function: protein binding. The transcript is spliced from 5 exons.
AUGGCGAAGAUUGAACAAGACAAUCGUAUCCUCGCCGAACUGGAGCAUCCUCCACGUGCCCUGACAACUGUCACGUCGCAGCACCAGCAGCAGCAGCUAUCAGCCAUGACAUCGCAGCAGAUGGCACAGCAGCUGUCACAUAGUUCUAGUGGUCAUGCUCUAGCAGAUAUGAUCGCUAUGUCUUCAGGUUCACCUUUGCCGUCCAGAGCCGCUAUGGGUGUUAGCGGUUUAUCAGGAACUGUUUCGGGAACCGUAACGGGAGCAGGACCAGGACAACCUCUUUGUCAGAGCAGCACCAUGCCCGUACUGUCAUCUGCACAUAACUCUUAUGGAUGUCCACCUCCAGGAUCUGCCUCCUAUUCUCUGGGUCUCUCAGGUGGUCCAGUGCCACACAGUUCGGCCGCUUACUCUUACCCAACCACUAUGACGGGCCUCAUGGGCAUAGGUUCAUCAUCUUUAGGUUACGGUGCAUCUUCGGCUCUGACGCAGUCUUUAGUAGGCGCAGCUAACAGUUCUGCUCCAAGCGCUCUUACAGGCGGAGUUGGUUCAUAUUACAGCACUGUAUAUACGUCGGGUGCGCAGCAGACGCAACCGUCAUCGCUGCUGCCGCAGACUCUUACCGCGCAGGCAUCAUCCAUGAACGUUAAGCUGAAACCGCUGGAGGAGAUGGAACUUGGUGUUUCGAGAUAUGCUACUGGUCAAAGUGUUGAGGGUGCAGAAGGCGAGUUGGCGCUGUGUGCUGGAGAUUAUCUUUUGGUCUGGGGUCAUGGUGAACCUACUGGAGGAUACCUUGAUGGAGAAUUAUUAGAUGGCAGACGAGGACUUGUACCGGCACACUUUGUGCAGAGAUUAAUAGGUGACGACUUACUAGAAUUCCACCAAGCAGUAGUUUCGACCCUGCGCGAAGCAGAUGACGCCCCAUGCGAACCUGCUCCUCUGCCUCCUUUGCCGCCACUUUCACAAUGUCCACCACUGCCAAGUGCUGGACUUGGCACCUCAGUGGUCCCUCAACUGCCGCCUUGCGAUAUUACAGGAAGACAUCCAGUCGCCGGGCUGGACCAGACGCACAUGCCUACCGACCCUGCUGCAUCAGGAGCUCAAGAUCAGGACGAACUAGAUACAG